AUGAAGAUAGAGCCGUUUCAAGAGGAGCCGCAGCUUCUCGACACGCACUUGAAAUAUGUCGUGCCGCAGCUGGUUGAUGCCUAUUUGGAGUAUUUGCUCCAAUCAUCGCGGAAGCCUCUCAAGCCCAAAACCACCACUCUUACUCAGGCCGUUUCUCGAGUCUUGUAUACCCUCUGCAAGGUUCGCGGCCAGAAGGUUAUUAUAGGCUUCCUUAGCAACGAGCCACGCUAUCUGGAGCCCAUCCUUGAUCACUUCGAGAAAGGGCUGGGUGAUGAUUCUCUCGUUUGGGAAGAAAAAUUCGUAGCCUUGCUUUGGCUUUCUCACCUCAUGCUUGCUCCUUUCGACCUGGCCUCAAUCUCCUCCCUCCAACCUGCUGAAACCGCCCACCAGCGCACCGGCAUCAGUCUGCCAGAUGAUCUGCCCGGCGUUGUCAACCGCAUAAUCCCGAUAUGUAUUGACCAUCUCAAGUGUGCAACGCGAGAGCGUGAUGCCGCUGCAGGCCUUCUGGUGCGGCUGUCUUUGCGGCCCGACAUGCGCAAAGUAGGCCUACUGGAAUCUCUCGUCAAGUGGGCAUUAUCGUUCUUCAGUAACACAACUGAAAGCGUCUCUGAUAUUCACAUCUGUCUGGGAGUCUUGACUUUUCUCAGUGGCCUUGUUGCGUCCGCAAACAAAGACGAAUUGGGAGCUUUCCUUAGGGAUAUCUAUAAAGCCUGUGAUUUCAUCAUCAACCAAGGCAAUCUCGAAUUUGUUAAAUCGUCCGCUGUCGCCAGGAAGCUUGUCAUCAAAACGUUCCGCAAUAUCGUCGUUCAUUACUUGCAAUCAGACUCCCCGGAGGACUCGUCCGCGUUGCUGGAGGACGUCAUAGAUUUCCUACUGCAAACCGUGGGCGACGGCGAUUCCCCAGUCAGAUACGCAGCAAGCAAGGCGCUCAGCGUCGUCACCAUGAAGCUCGAGUCGGAACUUGGCGCCGAGGUUAUCGAGGCCAUUCUAGGCUGCCUCAAUGAAGAUGUAUUAUGGGAAGGCUCUGCCAGGAACCUAAGUGCUGUCAACCCUCUGCGCUGGCAUGGUCUCACGCUUGCACUCUCUCAGCUACUAUAUCGAAGAGCGCCAUCCACCGAUCAACUUCCAGAUAUUCUCAACGCUUUGCUUCUCGCUCUCACUUUCGAACAGCGCUCUGCCACCGGAGGUUCUAUCGGGACAAAUGUCCGGGAUGCCGCUUGUUUCGGUAUUUGGGCCUUGUCCAGGAGAUACACGACAGACGAACUACUCUCGGUGAGCACUACCUCGAUCCGUGCUGCAGGAGGACACGAUCAGGCGCUGUCUAUUCCACAGAUCCUGGCCAUUGAACUUUUGGUUGCCGCAUGCUUGGAUCCCGCUGGAAAUAUCCGAAGGGGGUCUUCUGCCGCACUCCAGGAACUUAUCGGCAGACACCCCAAUACAGUACUCGAAGGAAUUCCUCUGGUCCAGAUCGUCGACUUCCAUGCUGUCGGGCUGCGCGAUCGUGCCAUUAGCCAGGUCGGCUUCAAGGCCGCACAAUUGGGCCAGAUAUAUUGGGAUUCUCUUUUUGCAGGGUUGCUUGGAUGGCGAGGUGUUGGAUCUCUCGAUGCGCCUUCCAGAGCCUCCACCUCAAAUGCUAUAGGCCGCCUGAGCAGUAUUCAGCCUUUCAGCACCGUCAAAGCCAUGAUUGAACGUGUCCGCAGUCAGCUUUGCAAGCUACAUAUCCGAGAUGUCGAGGAACGUCAUGGCCUGAUACUAUCGCUAGCAUCUCUGGUAACGGAAAGCGGCCGUCGGUAUGCUCCAGAAAAUUCAACACAGUCAAUUGACCAAUCAACUCCACUGCAGGGACAGGAAAUUGCAGAAAUCGCUGGGCUUUGGAGUCUUCUCGACGGCCAACUCGACCUUCCCGAGCGGGCAUUCGCAUCUCCUGCACUUCGGCCAGAACUAACUGCAUUUGCUGUCUGCACCUUCAUUGCUGCCCUGGCUGGUCUUACCAAUAGCUUGGGCGACAACGUCUCCUCUCCCGUUCCUUUUACCAAGGCUCUUGCCCUGGCUCCCUUGAGGCUCUGUCUCGGUCGCACAGAGGACUCAGUACUUCGUGCCGUGCCUUCGGCUGUCGCCAAUAUUUCGCUGCUCUUGGAUCCCAAUGAUCGGAAGGAGGAGGCGCACUCAUGGUUGGAUCACCUCAACUCAGCGAACGUCAGGACUGCUGCGCGCGAUUCGGGAUAUGCUAUUGCCGUUGGAGCAAUAUACCCAUCAGCUUCAGACGAUGCGGACCGUGCACGAAUAAUCGAGCUUUUGACUUCUCGAUGCACAGAGAAAGUCGGGAUCGAGGCGCGGGUGGUUGCACUACAGAGCCUGCAGUUCGUCUUUGAAGCAGCGGCAGUGACUGCUGAUAGCUCAUUGAACUCUAAGAUCUCUGUCGCGCUGAUAACAGCAUUGAAUGAUUACACAAUCAAUGAGCGGGGCGACGUAGGUUCGCUUGUUCGUUUGGAAGCUCUCAAUGCUGUGGACAGUGCUUGGAAGUACGGUCUGCUCACCGGUCUUGAGCAAGAGCAACAGAUCAUCGCCGAUGUGACAAGACUGUCAUUGGAGAAGCUGGACAAAGUGAGGCUGAGAGCCGCCUCGUGUCUGCAGCAUAAUGGCAGGGGCUACUUUGAUACGGAAGCUGAACUCAUCGCCUCUGGAAUAUCAUCGCACGAGUACUUCACACGUGCGAUUAAAUACUUCGACUUCGGAACAACACAGAGUACGAACCUCGCUAUUGUGGAAGGGUACAUCAGUUCCGCCGGCAUGGGCUCUGAGUCCGUCGUUCAAGCCUCGAGGCUUGCGCUUGUUGAGCGUCUUGAAGUACUCCCCACCGAAAGCGAAAGCUUCUCUCUCCUUCAUGUGGCGAAUGCAAUUCUGGACGUCUUCAAGGCUCAGCUCGCUAACGACCGCAUCAUUCUGCCCCUGCUCGAGGUUUUGGCAUUCCUGCUCGAUGCUCAGGUUUUACAGCGGCUCGUCGGAAGCAAUUUCAAAUGGCGCAAUUUCCUUUCGCUCGUUCAAAAGGCCCACUUCAAAUCCAACAACAUGCAAAAGCUCUACCUCGCGCUCGAUGUAUACCGAGGGCUUGCAAAUGUCCCGGCCAUUCGUCAGGAUGUGCGAACGAAGCUGGCAAGCAUGCUGCUGCACCCCUUCCCCAAGAUCCGUGUCGCGGCGGCGGAGACAUUAUUUGUGGUUUCGGCGAAUGGGGACCUCAAGGGACAUGACUGGUCACAGCCAUCCAAGAACUUGAAAAGUGUAGCAGACGGGAUAAAGGCUCAAGUUGUUUGA
Molecule: messenger RNA, 3312 nt
Organism: Lasiodiplodia theobromae
Lineage: Eukaryota; Fungi; Ascomycota; Dothideomycetes; Botryosphaeriales; Botryosphaeriaceae
Product: Armadillo-like helical protein
Exons: 4
Coding region: 1-3312 (1103 amino acids)
Biological process (GO): post-chaperonin tubulin folding pathway; tubulin complex assembly; microtubule cytoskeleton organization
Molecular function (GO): GTPase activator activity; beta-tubulin binding
Source: RefSeq, a predicted model, not a curated record